AUGGCAGCGUCCCAAGCCGCGCCCACCCCAUGCAAUACCCCGAUCAACCCAUCCAAACCCCCUCUCCCCAUACGUCCCCCAAUAGACCCAACCCUCGAGCACAUCGUUUCCGCCUUUCCCAUCCCUGAUGAUCUACAUCUCGACCUGAUGCGCGGCAUGAACCUCGUCCCAGAGGGCGAACCCAACCCCUUUGCCUACAGCGCCGCAACGGUCCUAGCCGCGCAUCCAAACUACACGCACAAGGACUACACAAUCACCGGUGUUGAUGGGAACGAGAUUGAGUUGUCUGUAUUCACACCACGCGUGGGAUCGGAACCGGCCUCAAAAGAGGAAGAAGACGCAAAGACAGAGGCAGGGACGACACAUGGAGAAGCACAAGAACGAGAUCCACAGGCAAAACCCUCCUCAUUACCAGCACUCUACCACAUCCACGGCGGCGGCCUAGUCUCCGGUGACCGCUUCAGCGGCGUCUCAGAAACCCUUUCCCUCCUCCCCCCAUCCACCCCAACAAUCCUAAUCUCCAUCGCCUACCGUCUCGCGCCCGAAACUCGCGCCCCAGGGGGUGCAGAAGACUGUUACUCUGGCCUGCGAUGGGUCUUUGCCAACGCUGGUACCCUGGGCGUGGAUGUAGAGCGGGUGAUUGUAUACGGUGUCAGUGGAGGCGGGGCCCUAGCUGCAUCCCUGUGUUUAAUGGUGAGAGACCGAGCAAAUACUCAAAGCGACGGGGCUACGGACAAGCGGGUAAUGGGAAAUUCGCCAAGCAAAGACGAAGAAAAAGUAACCAUCAGAAUCAAAGGCCUUCUCCUCCACACCCCCAUGCUCGACGACCGCUGCACUUCCACCUCAGACACCCAGUUCCACACCAACAGUCCUUGGAGCGGCACCUCCAACGCACAAGCCUGGGACCUCGCCCUCGGCCCCGGCGUCCGUGGCACGUCAGCUGUCACGCCGUACCAGGCGCCUGCGCGCGAAACCCAGUAUACGGGCUUGCCGCCAAUGUACGUGGAUGUAGCCGAGUGCGAGGUUUUCCGCGAUCCCGCGGUGCGGUGGGCGAGUGAGGUGUGGAAGGCGGGCGGGACGUGUGAGUUGCAUGUUUGGCCGGGGGUUUGGCAUAUCUUUGAUAUGAUGGAUGGCAGUGAUUUGCCGAGUGUUGUGCAGAGUUCGGUGGCGGCGAAGAAGAAUUGGUUGGGGAGGAUGGUGGGGGGUCGGUGA
Messenger RNA from Plenodomus lingam JN3, 1212 nucleotides. RefSeq lists its product as uncharacterized. The record is from RefSeq and is a predicted model, not a curated record. Gene Ontology annotation, molecular function: lipase activity. NCBI's taxonomy places the organism in Eukaryota, Fungi, Ascomycota, Dothideomycetes, Pleosporales, Leptosphaeriaceae.